Molecule: messenger RNA, 919 nt
Organism: Dictyostelium purpureum
Lineage: Eukaryota; Evosea; Eumycetozoa; Dictyosteliales; Dictyosteliaceae
Exons: 3
Coding region: 25-897 (290 amino acids)
Source: RefSeq, a predicted model, not a curated record
AAAUAAAUAAAUAAAUAAAUAAAAAUGACAGAUAUAGGAGGUAGAACUUACUUUGUUACUGGUUGUAGCCAUGGUAUAGGUUUUGAAUUGGUAGUUGAGUUAUUAAAACAAAACUAUAGAGUUGCAGCAACUUCAAGAAAUAAAAAAAGCUUAAUUGAAAAAUUAAAAGAAUAUUCCCCAAGCUUAGUAAAUGAUAGAUUCUUACCAAUAGAAAUGAAUCUUUUAUCAGAAUCCUCAAUCAAGGGUGCAAUUCAUGAAGUAAUUAAAAAAUUCGGUUCGAUAUAUUGUGUAAUUAACAAUAGUGGCUAUGGCCAAGCUGGUACUGUUGAAGAGCUUUGUGAAAAAGAAGUUAGGGAAAAUUUUGAUGUUAAUGUUUUUGGUCUAAUUAAUGUAAUCAAACAUGCUUUGCCAAACUUACGUGAGAUGCAUUACCCAGAUCCAAGAAUCAUUUGCAUUUCAUCAAUUGCUGGUUAUAAUGGCCAAUUCCCUGGUUUCCCAAUCUAUAUUGCAACAAAGUUUGCUGUUGAUGGUUUUUGUGAGAGUCUUUCAAAAGAUCUAGAAGAGUUUAAUAUUAAAGUUACCUCUGUACUUCCAGGAUAUGUUAGAACCGACUUUUUAUCCUCUAGCUCCUUGCAUGUUCCAAAACAUCCAAUACCAGAGUAUAAAGCAGUUCGUCAUGUCAUCGAAACACACACAAAAGAAAUAAAUCAAAAACAACAAGGUGAUCCUGUUCUUUGUGCUAAAGCUAUAGUUGAAGUUUCAGUAAUGCAAGAUCCUCCAUUACAUUUCUUUUUGGGUAAAGAUGCUGUUCAAUUUGCUGAAGCCAAAAUUGAAUCAAUGAAACAACAAAUAAAUAAAUUCAGAGAUCUCAGUUGUUCAACUGAUUUCAAAAACUAAAUAAAACCACAUCCAUCUAUUU